This is a messenger RNA of Rubroshorea leprosula, 1088 nucleotides long. The record is from the annotation of a GenBank genome assembly. Lineage: Eukaryota; Viridiplantae; Streptophyta; Magnoliopsida; Malvales; Dipterocarpaceae.
GAGGAAGUGGUAUUAAGCUCACAGACAACAUAGCAUAACCUAAACUGUAAAAUAUUAGGUGAAAUGAAGGUGUAAAACCUUAACUGGAAUUGAAUGAAAAUGGAAGGAAGAUUCUGGAAAUGGCUCCUAAGUUCUAAGCUUUGUAACUUCCUAGAGCUCUGUCUCAUUCAUUCAUCCAUUCAUUUUCAGAUAUGUAUUCAAAGUAGGGGUUGACAAAUAUAUUUUCGACUAAAUACAUCAAGAUCACAUCAAAAAAGUAGAGUAGCUCACCUACCGUGCCACUAAGAUUGGUAUGUCAAGUUUACAUCAAAUAGAAACUAAACUCUACACUUUAUACGUUGAAAGCUAAAAUUACAAAUAAACUAACAAGGAUCAAGGAAAAAACUCAAGUUCUUCAACAUAAACCUAAUACAAUAACAUCAUAUGGAUUCUCAAACUACGGUGUACGCCUUAUCUUGAAUGAAUGCAAUCACUUCUUAGAAGCAUCUUUGUGUCUUCUUGUGCUCAACUAUCUUCAUAUCCCUUUGGUGUGCUCAUCUUAUGUUCUACCAAUACUCAUCAAUUUUCUCCAAAGUUCUUAGUUUUGCUAUAUUUUACCUGUGCAAAAGAAUAGAUUAUAUCUCCCCUAGUAAUAGUUUGUGUAGAUUGGAUCUGUUUCUAGUUUACUCUUUAAGAUGUGAUGAACUACAGAUGCAGCGCGGUUAUCACUUCAGAGAGUGGACUGUAUGUUGUUGAUAAUAUUCCGACCAAAACUACGUGGGUGUUUAAUCAUACAAGCUGGCAAUGAAGAUCAAUAGAUACUGCUCUUUGGUACAGUUCCCCCAUGACAUAUUCUAGAUUCCUGAUUCCCUUUGAUAACAUGAGGAAAAAAAUAGAUCCUUGACAAAGUACUAGCGUCUUUUGUAGUCUGAAGUUUUAGAAUGUCUGUUUUGUUGAAGACUUAAAAAUCUAUACCAUAGGUCCUGUUUGGUCUGGUCGCCAUUUUUCAGGAAAUUGCUUGUCCCCCGGAAACUCUUUCAGUGGAAAUGCAUCAGUUAUUUUGAGCUGGACUGCAUUUUAGCUUAGUUUAAUAACAAUUUACUGUUUUA